This is a messenger RNA of Arabidopsis lyrata subsp. lyrata, 733 nucleotides long. RefSeq lists its product as uncharacterized. The transcript has 3 exons. The record is from RefSeq and is a predicted model, not a curated record. Bases 1 to 291 code for a protein of 96 amino acids. Lineage: Eukaryota; Viridiplantae; Streptophyta; Magnoliopsida; Brassicales; Brassicaceae.
AUGGGAACCCAAUCUAAGAACUCCUUAAGAGCCUCCAUUGGAGAUGCUUUAAGAGCCGGGGCCUCUCAAAAAUUUCAGAGAGAGAAUUUAAUUCUUCCGUCGUCCGGUGAAUCCGGCAAAGCCCAUCGUUGGGUUGGCUGUUGUCUCCGAAAUGUGUCGGCUUUCUAUGCGAUGAUGUCCGGUUUGGUUUUUUGUAAUUCCGAUGUUGUCUUUUCGGUGGUUUCAGCCAGUUUUGUGCAGGUGUUAGAUUAUGUUUCUUUGUUUAUGUUUACUUUUAAUAAUUUUCAUUGAGAUGUGUUGGUGAUAACUGUGAUAGCAAUCUCGAUUUCUAUUGCUUUUUAUCCAAUCCGCUCUCUUUUGAGUUUCGAUUUAUAGAAAUAUAUAUAGAGAUUUGAGUUUUAAUUUGAAGAAAAGAAGUGGAUUAUGUCGCUUAGUAUCAUUGCUUUAAGCUAUUUGUUUCUUAAUUGGAGCUUCGGUUGCUUUUUCACCAGUGAAAAUCAAAAGAAUCUAUGUUGAUAGUAUUAUCGGUGGUGAUUCCGUCACUAGAAUCGAUGCUCGGACGGCAAAAGAUGAAGUCGGCUCACUUUUAGACUUCACAUCUAACACGUAUAUUGGCUUUUCUCGAAUUGACGAUGCAUGGUUUGAGAUAGAGACAAAUUCUAGUUUUGAGAUAGAGACAAAUUCUAGUUUCAUCUUCUAUAGGAAAUCUCUAUGGGCCUAUUUGGGUCUAAAU